GGAUUGUCAUCGUCGCUGUCAUGUUUCCCUUCGAAACUUUCACUUCCCAUCCAUACAGCAAAAGUUGGCGAGUGACUCUCUUUCCUACCACUCUCUUCAGCUUAGUUGACUCGUCGACGCCACCGGCUCUCCUUCCGCAGGCUGAAUUCAGAGCCUGCGCCCUGCCGAACAGGGUGCAGGACUUUCCUCCGAUAGAAGCGAGGGGAGUCCGCCCGUUGCAGCUGACACGGGUGAUGCCCGGCGGGGAGAAACUCAGUUCCGUGUCUGGGAAGAGACGGUAGAUCACACGUAGUGAGUGCAUGCUUUUGACGUGUGGAACAGGUUUUUUAUGCUCCUCUGUCUGUGAUAGCCGCUCCCACAGGUAAUUCCAAAGUCCAUCUUUGCAGGUUAUAUAUAUACAUUUAUAUAUUUAUAUUUAUAUCAACGAACGAACGUUCAUCAGAGCAUAUCGGACACAUUAGAGUCGAGGAGGAAAGGAAUUGGAAAUAUGAGGAAGCGUAGUCGGAAAAUUGUGGCCAGAAUCAUUGGCCGUCUAUGGCGUCUGUUUCGCAGGUGGCUCUUUUUGAUGUUCUCCUUUGGCCCCAUGCCGCAACACAUUGCGUUCAUCCUGGAUGGGAAUCGCAGAUACGCCAAGAAACAUAACCUCAAGAUGGGCGCCGGUCAUACCGUCGGUUUCAACUCUCUUGUCGCUGUUCUUCGAUACUGCUAUGAGUUGGGCGUGAAGCAGGUAACCGUGUAUGCUUUCAGCAUCGACAACUUCAGGCGGAAACCGGAGGAGGUUAAGGGCCUUAUGGCGUUGAUGAAGGAGAAGAUCGAUGAGUUGUUGGAUGAAGACACCAUCGUACACAAGUUCGGAUUGAGGAUCAACUUCUGGGGAUGCCUGCACAUGUUGAGCGAGCCGGCGAGGGCGGCGGCCGAGAGGGCGAUGGCGGCCACCGCCAAUAACACUGGACCGGUUCUCUCUGUCUGCGUUGCCUACACUUCCACUGACGAGAUCUUGCGUGCCAUCAAAAAAUCGUGCUCGAAAAAGACAGCAGAGGGGUGUCUCAGAUUCACUGGCGAUCCAGUUCGCGACGGUGCAUGCGGUGCCAUCGCUGUGGCUGAUCUGGAAGAGAACCUUGACAGCGCCGAUUGCCCGGACCCUGACAUCCUCAUCAGGACAUCAGGGGAGACUCGGCUCAGUAAUUUUCUGCUGUGGCAGAGCACGUUGACCCACUUGCAGAACCCGCUUCCUCUAUGGCCUGAGUUCUCGCUGAGAAACCUGAUCUGGGCCAUCCUGGAGUACCAGAGGGUCUACCCUUACUUGGAAGCAAGGAGACGUAGUCUGGCCAAGAAGCAUAACUAAACCUCAUUAUUAUGAUGCUUUGCUUUCGACCGAUGAAUAAGUAAUAAACCACCUUACAGCAUGUAACUCAUCACAACUCAAAACUACUGCUAUAUGUAUCGCACAUGAAAGAAUCAAAUGGAGAUACAGCUGAUGACGGUGAUUGUCGCGCAAA
Messenger RNA from Musa acuminata subsp. malaccensis (wild Malaysian banana), 1499 nucleotides. Its product is annotated as dehydrodolichyl diphosphate synthase 6-like. Gene Ontology annotation, cellular component: endoplasmic reticulum. NCBI's taxonomy places the organism in Eukaryota, Viridiplantae, Streptophyta, Magnoliopsida, Zingiberales, Musaceae. Gene Ontology annotation, biological process: polyprenol biosynthetic process. The record is from RefSeq and is a predicted model, not a curated record.